UGUGUGUAAGAGAGAGCACCAUUCCGUAUGUCAUUUUCGGUACGGUUCACACGGUCGCAAAGUGCCUAAUGUCAGCUGUUGACUGGAAAAAAAGACUUUAUUUAUAUACGAAAGUGAAUAUUUGAAAAAAAAUUUCAAACAAUUUUAAUGGUUAAACGCUUAAAACUGCAUAAAUUUUGGCCGAAAUGACGGAAUUGUUAGACUUAAAUGAUGAUUGCCUUGAUUCGGUCAUCAAUUUUUGUGAUGUUGAAACGGUAGUUUCUGUGUCGAAAGUAUGUAAACGCUUAAAUUUGCUCGUCACAACGAAUCAUUUUCCACGUCAAACCAAAUUUAAAUGCACCAUCCGAUCGAAUGAGUGCGAGGAAAAAGCGCGUGAUAUUUUGGAUUGUAUCGCUAAAUAUUUGGUUGAACUGAAUAUUUGCCAAACAUCAGAAAUAUUUCUAUUCUACGGGUUUCUCGGUCGUUCAAUUGGUGAUCACAUUCGCAGACUAACGAUUGAGGCACCCUUUAUUUCUGACACUUCACUGCAAGCAAUUGAACCGGUGCUUCGUCGUAUCGAAGAACUCAAGCUGCACAUCUCAAGUACCGUUCCGGAUGAUGACGAUUUAAUGUUACAGUCUCGAUGUCCGAAUUUACGACGCUUACACAUCCAAUGGGAUACAUCAUUCACACAGAAUACAGGCACCUGGACGCGCUUAGAGGAACUUUCAUUGGGCGAUAACGAAUACAUUGACAACGAUACAAUGGUCGAAUUUAUGCAAAAUAAUCCACAAUUACGAAAAUUGAAAAUUGGUGCAUUCAAUUGCGAGUUGCAGCUUCACGACAUUGCGAUGCAUUUAACAAAUUUAGAGCAAUUGGUUUUAUUUCAAAAUUAUUCCGACUUAUCGGCGGACAGCAUUUUAGACCUGCAACCAUUGACUCAUUUGAAGCGCUUAAUUUUGCGAAAUGUUAAAGCAUCCGAUUUCGAGGGCAUUGUCAACAAUGUGACCAAGUUAAAUGGUUUAAUUGACCUACAAUUACAGGCACAAUUUGAUCAAUGCACGGAUGAUGAAUAUUUUGAGCCAAAACACGAGAACAUUGUUAGAAUUGCGCUGGAAAUGCCUCAGCUACAAGUGUUUGGGAUCUCAUUCAGCCAACUCAAAGAAGAAACAAUCGUUGAAUUUCUUCGGUUUGCCGACAAUUUACGGGAAAUCCACAUUCAUGACUGUGAUUUUAUGCUCACGCCUGAAAAUAUCGAUGUCAUCAUCAACGCACGAAACACAACCACAACCCGUAAUCGUACCAAGAAAUUGGUCACAUUUGUUGAUUGCAUCGAUGAAGGAAUAAUCGAAACUUUACGAAAGCCGGAUAUCAGUGCACACCUUAAAGCCAUUGCAUGCCGUAGCUGUGAAAUCAUCCCAGUUGGCUUUUUCGAAUAAACUAGAACAACCUUUUCGUUCUGUUCAUCUUCUUUGUCUCGAAAAAUGUUGUUCAAUUAAUCGUAGUAAUGAUGAUAAAAUAAAUCGAUUUUUAACAUUUAAACUCAAUCAAAA
Molecule: messenger RNA, 1532 nt
Organism: Sitodiplosis mosellana (orange wheat blossom midge)
Lineage: Eukaryota; Metazoa; Arthropoda; Insecta; Diptera; Cecidomyiidae
Exons: 2
Coding region: 186-1418 (410 amino acids)
Molecular function (GO): protein binding
Source: RefSeq, a predicted model, not a curated record